CUAAUUCUGAAAAUCCCCUCCAUUUUCGUUCAACCACAAUCCAAAAGGCAGAUGCGUCAAUGAAUAAUCACAGAUCGCCCCUAAUGGAUAUAUCCAACAAUGACGGCACAAGUUCCCCCGUCGCGACUGGCGAACGGCGCAAAUCAGGACGCGCUGUAAGAGCACCAGACAAAUUUCAACCCGAUGCGCCGUCAUCGCAAGCUGCCCAACCAAGCGCAAAACGAAAGAGAGGUGGAAAGCAGGUCGAAAAUGGUGCAUCCGCCAACGAAGAUUCUGAGCUGAGCGAUCCCCCAGAGAGUGAGGGUGAAGAGGAAGUUAGGAAACCACCGAAACGAGGAAAAAACAUGAAGAAACCGGCCGCAAAAAAACCCAAGGUCGUCGCAGAUGUUGAGGAAGUGGAGGAAGUCGAGGAAGAGAUUGAGGAAGAAUCAGAAGAGAGUGAAGAACCAGAGAGUGCUGAGGAGGAGGAAGUUAGAAAGCCACGGCGGAAAGCAAAGGCAAAGACCGCAAAGAAACUAGCUCCCAAAUCCUCCAAGGUCAAUGGCACAGCGCACGAAGAAGCGCCUGCCAUGCGUUUACCCAAUCGAUCCAAAAAGACUGUGAAGAGGGUAGUAAUCGCGGACGAGGCUACGGAAGGACUCUAUGGUAGAUUUGCACAUAUCCUCGAUAUUGAUUGUAAUACUAAUAAAUUGAAUAGCAGAGGUAUUUGCCAGUGGAGAUUCUUUGGAUGAUGUCACAUCAACAUGGCUCGAUAGAUACCGAAAUGGUGCCCCGGCAGCCAUGACUGAGAUGGUGAACUUGAUAAUCAAGUGCACAGGCUGCAAGGUCCAGGUCACGGAGGACGAUAUCAAUGAUGCAGACAACGUGGAGAACAAGAUUGGAGAAAUCACAGAAGAACAUCUUCAAGUAAGCUUCCGUAGCGUCUUCUUUAAUUUGCAAGUCUAACACCUAUUAGGAGGGAGUCACAGAUUAUCCUUUGAUUUCAAGGUCCAAAACCGGCCACCAACUGCGCGCGCACUUAGUCUAUUUCUUUCAUAUGGUUAUCGAAGCGAUCCAUGCAUCUGGACUGCUAUGGGAGAGCACCAUAUACGACGAUAUCAUUUCAUGGCUCGUUCCAAUGACCUCCGCAGGCUCUAGACCUUUCCGCCACACAGCCACACUUCUUGUAAUGACCAUUAAUCAUACAAUGUGUAAUGUUGCUCGAAAAGAGAUAGAUAAUCUGGCCAGAAUUACACGCCAGCGUGAAGGGGAGAUGAGAAAAAACAAGCCCAACAAAGCGCGUUUGGCGGAUUUCGAAAAUAAGGAGAAGACAACCGAAAACCAUCGGGAUGAGGUACUGCAAAAGAUUAGAGAGAACUUCGACCAAGGAUUUGUUCACAGAUAUCGCGAUGUUGAUCCAAAAAUUCGAGUUGAGUGUGUUGCGGCGAUGGGCAAUUGGGUCUUGACUCUACCGGAGGUCUUUCUCGAGGGUGGUUAUCUGCGCUACUUUGGAUGGUUGCUUUCCGACGAACAAGCGAUAGUACGCCAGGAAGUUGUCAAACAACUCGAGAGAAUCAUGAAGAUUGGUGGCAAUAUCGACGGAAUGCACAAUUUUAUCGAGCGCUUCCGUCCACGAAUGGUUGAAAUGGCUGUACAAGAUUCCGAUGCUGCUGUUAGAUCCUUGAUGGUUGCGAUUAUGGACAUGAUACAAGAUAAAGGAUUAUUGGAACCAAACGACAUUGAUGUAGUUGGAAGACUGAUUUUUGACUCGGAACCCAAAGUUCGCAAAGCCCUGGUGGGAUUUUUCGCUGCAAAUAUGAAAGAUCUUUAUGAAAAUAAGAUCGAAGAGAUUGGUGGCGAGGAGGUGAUUGACGAGUACCUUCAAAUCGAAGACGAGGAAAACUUUGACGCACCACGACCAGAAUGGAUCCGGCUCAAAUGCUUGGCAGAGAUACUGCAGAGCUACGAUGUUGAGGACGAGGAAGAAUUGCCUAGUCAAAUUCCCCAAGCCAAAUUUCUGGAUGUUACUGGCUCUAAAUCAAGAUUUACUCUCGCUGCUCAGGCUUUGUACGAUAAAAUCCCCGACCUGAGAGAAUGGGAAGUUCUUGCGGGAUAUCUGUUGUUUGACCACUCCUCUGAGGCAACUGGUAACGAGACUGAGCGCGCGUUGAUGGAAUUGUUCAAGCCGAACGAGAAGGAAGAAUUUAUCUUACUCGAAAUCCUCAAUGCCACCGUGAAAUUGAGUCUGGUCCAAUCGGAGGAGGGCGAUAGACACAAGAAGAAGAACUCGAGAAAUGAGAAUGCCGAGUCUAGGGAAACAGCUGCGCGACACUUGGCUAGCGUAAUACCUCGACUUCUGAAGAAAUACGGGGCGGAUCCAAAGACUGCGACGGUUGUUUUACGAUUGGAACACGUGCUGAACCUUGGAGUUUUUCAGGAAUUACGCCAAGAUUCUACAGCAUAUGCCAAUCUUCUCGACGAGAUCAGCGCUCAGUUCAACGGACAUGCGGAUAUCAAUGUCUUGACCGAAGCAGGCGCUGCUCUACUGCAUGCUCGUGCAUUUGAGGAAUUGGAGGAAGUCACCGAAGCCAAGAUGCAAUCACUUUGGGAGACUACUACCCUUUCAUUAGAGCAGGUCAAUAAGACCACACAAAUCGCGGUUCGGGGCAAUCUCAAAAAGAAGCGGCUUGAAGAGUUAUCGCAUAUUCUGGCACGACUCGAACAGCUUGCUAGUAUUUCCAACUGUGUCGAACCAUUAGAGGCACGCCUGGGUGAUUCAGAUACUUGUCCCAUCACAAUACUCCUGGAUAUAGUCGCUCGAGGCACCUUUGAAGAUUCAAAUGAUGAAGUUCUCGAUGAUUUGGAAGACCAGGUUAUCAUCAGCGCCAUACGCUCAGCAAUGUUUUACUUCAUGUGGAAGGUCCGUGAAAUUACAUCGCAAAUCUCUUCUAACGUCGAUAUUCCAACUACUGAGAUUGAUCAAUUGAAGGAAUGGCAAGAAGUGUUUGUCAACAAUCUCGUCGCAGCAUUCUCCUCUCGAGGCAGCCUUGAUACAGUACGUUUGAUGGGCACAGGAGCCGUUCUGGACGUCUACGUACUUUUUUCGACUUUGAGAGAUUCUGCAGAUGCACACGCGCCCCUUCAAGAAUUACUGGAUGAGAUAAGCGAGCCAGUACAGUUGGAGUUAACGUCUAUCUUCGUCGCCCUAGAAAAGCAACAUGCCAAGAAAUCUCGAAAGAAGCUUGAGGAUCCAGCCGACGAUGAAGAACCAGAAGACGAUGAUUCAGAUAAUGAGGCUGAAGAUGACGAAGGCCUUUCGGAACACGAGAAGCAAAGCGAGGUCCUAAGAGCUGAGAAACAACUCUGCGAACUGACUGGAAAGCUCGUCUUGGGAAUCAUUGCCAAAGUGAUCGAUGCGUCUGGUGAGCUAAAGGGAAAACUCCGCCAGCGUCUGCAACGAAAUAAAUUACGCCUCGGCCCCAAUUUCAAAGACGUCCUCGGAUAUCUGGAAAGUCCUGAUAAUCCCAAGGCGUCCAAGAGUCACAAAAGUAAAGCCCAGCAAGCUGCUAUCGCUGCUCGCAAAGCUGGGGCGACGAAGAGUGAUGAACGGGUCACAAAUGAGGAUGAGGAUGAUCCUAUUGAAGACGACGAUGAUCCAUUCGCAGACGUGGAGCCUGAAGAGGGCACAGUUGAAGAUCUCCGAAGACGGGAAUUACUCGACAACGACCCGGACGAGAGUGUCGAAGGCCAUGAAAAUGAAAAUGGCAACGGGGAGCCGGUCCCGGAAGGAGACGAAGAUGAAGAUGAGAUUAUGGGCGACUGAAUGAUGGGAUGGAAAUGAUGACCUUGCCUUUCUUUUCCCUUUCAUCGUUUUGGCAAAGCUAUUAGCUGGGCGUUUUUAAUAUUUGUUUAUUUUCUUUCCCUCUUCUUUUCUUCUCGUUCAUGUAGGAAUAUUGCGGUUUUUGUAUGACGGGGGGGGAUGGGGGAUUGGUGCUAGUAAGCAAGCAAGCAGGAUUGCUCAUUUUUCCUUCUCAUUUGAUGAUAGUUGAUUUGACAGCUUCGUCGUUCGUGGAUGUUUACCUUUGGUGGUACUGUAGAUGGUUGGCUGGCUGGCUUGCUUGCUCUUUUUUUUCGCUUCUGUUGCUGUGGUGUGCUGGUGUGCUGGUGUGUUGCAUAUAGGUUUCUUGCGAGGUAUGAGAUGGAGGCUUGCGGGGAGAGGAGUGGAGUGGAGUGGAGCCUCGCCGAAUAUGGCCAUACAAUACGAAAAUAUAAUUUGC
This is a messenger RNA of Hymenoscyphus albidus, 4256 nucleotides long. The record is from the annotation of a GenBank genome assembly. Lineage: Eukaryota; Fungi; Ascomycota; Leotiomycetes; Helotiales; Helotiaceae.